Messenger RNA from Strongyloides ratti, 564 nucleotides. RefSeq lists its product as hypothetical. NCBI's taxonomy places the organism in Eukaryota, Metazoa, Nematoda, Chromadorea, Rhabditida, Strongyloididae. The transcript has 2 exons. The record is from RefSeq and is a predicted model, not a curated record. Bases 1 to 564 code for a protein of 187 amino acids.
AUGGAUGAAAAUGAAUAUAAUAAUUGGAGGGAAGCUUUUAAAAAGAUACACAGUAGAAGCCCAAAAAAGGAUGACUAUGAUAUUGCUCCAGUAAGUAUUCGGGAACAUUUUCAAAAAAAAGAUGCCAAAAGGAGAGCACUAUUAAAAAGGAAACAUUUUAUAGAAUGUAAAACGAUUGUCUCAGAAGAAGAAAUAGCUAGUAAGCCGUCUAUUUAUAGUAUUGUCAAGAGAAAUCUCAAGACGCCAAAAAGAUCUAAAAAAAAAUGUAAUAUUGAUGAGGUAGAAAAAAGUGAAAAUGAUAAAGAUGAAAAGAUAAAUUGUAGUAAUAUGAGUCCACAAAAAAGUUUAUUUGAGUCACCUUUAAAAGGAUGGAGAAUGCCAUCAAAUUUUAAAAAUAACCUUUUAAAAACUCCUACGUCAGAGGUUAAAAAAAGAAAGAGGGAUGUUGACUCUCCAAACAACAUUGCUGUAUCUUCCCCUACAAAAGUAAUACUUUCAAAAAGGUCAACUGGUGAAAUAAGAAAAAAAUUAUUUCAUGCAUUAAAUAAACUUGAAACUGAAUAA